AUGAAAUCAACUACUUGGAAUUUUGUCUUCUCUAGAACUCUUGGUCCAGCAGAGAGUAUAUACUUGUUGGAGAUAAAGCAUGAUUUAAGGAAUACUACACUGAUUACAGGUGAAAAUGACAAUAUUGAAGGAAUGUGCACAGCAAAGGCAAUUUACAACAAGCUGAGUGAACAGGAGGAGAACUGGGAGUUUGCUAAUGUUGUAACAAGCAAGUUUGUUCCACCAAAAGUUUUUUUUCUGGUUUGGGCUGCUAUGCAUGAUUCAGUCCCAACUCGAAAUAUGCUGCAGAAUAGAAGAGUCAUUGUUAAAUCAAAUCUUUGCUUAUUUUGCAAUGCUCAGGUGGAAUCACAGGAUCAUCUUUUUGUCAAUUGCAAAUGGGUGAAUUACUUCUGGAGUAGCUUUCUAAAGUCUAUUAAUGUGAGAUGGGUUUUUAAUCAGGGUAUCAAAGAAUGCUUACAGAGUUGGAGUUUGAAUAGAGUGUGUGAGAGACUAAAAUUGGUAUGGCACUCAAUUCCUUUUGCAAUAUGCUGGGAAAUGUGGUUAGAAAGAAAUAGCAGAGUUCAUGGGGGAAGGCAAAAGACUACAGACGAUCUGCUGUGUGAUAUGAAGCUAGAUAUUCGAUUGUGGAGCUAA
Messenger RNA from Papaver somniferum (opium poppy), 633 nucleotides. RefSeq lists its product as uncharacterized. Lineage: Eukaryota; Viridiplantae; Streptophyta; Magnoliopsida; Ranunculales; Papaveraceae. The transcript has a single exon. The record is from RefSeq and is a predicted model, not a curated record. The coding region runs from base 1 to 633 and encodes 210 amino acids.